AUGCGAAGAGGAAACUAUGUGACAUAUCUAAUUCUUCUAUUAUGUGGCUUGUUUCACGUCGAACGGGGGUUUUAUGUUCCGGGUGUCGCACCAGUUGAAUUCAAAGAUCGUGAUCCAAUUGAAGUAAAGGGCAUAAAGAUAACCUCUACAAAAACAGUGGUGCCAUAUGAAUACUAUUCAUUACCAUUUUGUCGACCUCAAGGUGAAAUUCAGUAUAUAUCGGAGAACUUGGGAGAGGUCAUGCGUGGUGAUCGCAUUGUAAAUACGCCUUUUAGCAUAUUCAUGUCGCAAAACACGACAUGUAACACGACUUGUUCAUCACAUAAUAAUUUAGCAAAGAGAAUUAAGGAAGAGUAUCACGUUCACUUAUUAGUUGAUAAUCUUCCCUGUACCACAAGAUUUGAAAUUGUGAAUACAAAUGAAGUUAUUCAUGAAAAUGGUUAUCGUCUUGGAUGGGAAGAAGGCAGUCAUGUUUAUGUAAAUAAUCAUGUUGACAUAAUUUUGCGUUACCAUCAACCACGACCAGGCGUUUAUCGUGUGGUUGGAUUCGAAGUGCAACCGCAAAGCAUUGAUAGCAGCCGCUUCAGCUUUACUUCACAUUAUUCGGAAUGCUCGGUUAGGGACGGUGGAUAUCAGGAAGUCAUAAAAGGUACGAAUGAGAUUAUCUGGACCUAUUCUGUGACGUGGGAAGCAAGUUCUGUUCCUUGGGCUAGUCGUUGGGAUACUUAUUUAUCCAUGAAAGAUGUCCAAAUUCAUUGGUUCUCAAUAUUGAAUUCAAUCAUUGUCGUCUCAUGUUUGUUUGGCUUCUUAAGUGUAAUUAUUGUUCGAACAGUACGUAAAGAUAUAGCACAAUAUAAUAGAGGCGAAGAAUUGGAUGACAGUUUAGAAGAAACUGGCUGGAAAUUAGUUCAUGGAGAUGUUUUCCGCCCACCACCUUGCACAAUGCUUUUAGUAAAUUUAGUCGGUGCGGGUAUACAACUGAUUGGUAUGGUCAUAGUUACUGUAUUCUUUGCCAUGUUAGGAAUGUUAUCACCUUCUAGCCGUGGAUCACUUAUGUCCGCUGCCAUUGUCCUUUUCUGUUUAAUGGGUCUAAUUGCUGGUUACCAUGCCGGUCGUCUGUAUAGGACAUUGAAAGGUACGAGACCUCGGAGAUGUUCAUUUCAAACAGCUGUGCUUUUUCCAUCAAUCAUUCUUGGUAGUGGUUUUUUCCUGAAUUUUUUUCUAAUUGGGAAGCAUUCAUCUGGAGCUGUGCCAUUUACAACAAUGAUCGCACUUCUGUUUCUGUGGUUUGGAGUUGAUUUACCUCUUGUAUUUCUUGGAUUUCAUUUUGGUUAUCGAAAGCAGGCAUAUCCUCAUCCAGUUCGUACGAACCAGAUUCCGAGGCAAGUUCCUGACCAGCCUUGGUAUUUGCAUACUUUACCGUGCAUGCUUCUUGCGGGAAUUCUUCCUUUUGGGGCCGUUUUCAUCGAGCUAUUCUUCAUAUUUUCUGCAAUUUGGGAAAAUCAGUUCUAUUAUCUCUUCGGAUUUCUAUUCAUCGUUUGCAUAAUUCUCUUCAUUUCAUGUGCGCAAAUUUCUAUUGCUGUAGCAUACUUCCUCCUUUGUGCUGAGAACUAUCACUGGUGGUGGAAAUCGUUCGUUAUUAGUGGAGGAUCUGCAGUCUAUGUUAUGGGAUAUGCAGUAUUUUAUUAUUUCACCAAACUUGAAAUAAUCGGUUUCAUUCCGACACUUCUGUACUUCAGCUACAGUUUUCUGAUGGCAUUAACAUUUUGGAUUUUAACUGGCACAAUAGGUUUCUAUGCAGCAUAUUCAUUUAUUUGUCGGAUCUAUGCGGCUGUUAAAAUUGAUUAG
Thelazia callipaeda (thelaziosis nematode) is the source of this 1848-nucleotide messenger RNA. Lineage: Eukaryota; Metazoa; Nematoda; Chromadorea; Rhabditida; Thelaziidae. The record is from the annotation of a GenBank genome assembly.